ACCCCGCUUAUCCCUGGCGUAUGCACAAGAACGGAAAACCCCACGGUUUAUUCUGGUUCGGGACCGCCAUUGAAGUGUCUGCUCUGCUGCUUUAAAGAAGCAUGUCGCGCUCCAUUCAUUUCAUCUCGAAAAGCAUUUCAGGAUAUGGGACACCUGAUGGUAGAUGUCUUCCCUGCUCCGGUGUUUGUGGAAGAGCAGUUGGCGUAACACCUAAUCCUUUCCGUGGUGACUACAAGCUCAUUUCUGAUGUGAAGUUUUUAUCUUUGAGAUGUGCUUCUAGGCACGUGUCUUCUGUAUGCAAUGCGAGUUCUAGCAAUUAUAGGAGAAACUCAGAUUUCUCAAGGCAAAACAAGCAUGGGUUCUCCCGCAAUAGGAAUAGACACAAUGAAGAGAGAGAUGGUUAUGAAGACCUUGAAGAAUCUGAAACUUUGACUUCUAAAAAUGGACCCUUGCUUUCUUUUGCUGGAAACCAAAAAUUUCAAGCUACUGCAACUCCGGGUCCUAGGGAAAAGGAGAUUGUUGAGUUAUUCCGGAAGGUGCAGGCUCAACUUCGUGAAAGAGCAGCAAUGAAGGAAGAAAAGAAAGUUGAGGAUUCACAACAAAAAAGCAAAGAGAGUGAAACUGUUGAUUCUCUUCUCAAGCUCUUACGGAAACAUUCAGUUCAGCAAGGGAAGAAAAACACUAACAGUGCCAGCAACAGGGAUUUCAUCCUGGAUCAACCUGAACAGGUUGAAACUUCUACUGAAGGGAGCGGCGCAAGCAUCUCAGACUCCAAUACUACUGUGAAGCAUGAGAUGCAAGAAAGCCCAAGACCAAAUCUUGGCCGGCCAAGAUCAAGCUUCCGCAGAAGAUCUCCAGUCCCUGAAAUCAAAUUCCAGCCUGUUUAUUCCGAUGGCUCUGUCAAUUCUGUCUCAGAAAACAAGUUGGAUUAUACAAGGAAGGGGAUUCUUGAGCCAGAAGCUGAUGACUUACAUGAACUCAAGAUUGAAUCUAAUUUGGAGCCCCUUUUGUUAGAGAGAAAUGCGUUUGACGAGAUGUCAGGGGAUGAAACUUCAGAAAUUUAUGCAAGUGAGCACGGCGAUGAAGACGAUGAACACAAUCUGGUUGAAGCUAGUGAUUUGAGUGGAAUGAAGCUGACUGAGCUGAGAUCUCUUGCCAAGUCUCGUGGCGUAAAAGGGUUCUCAAAGUUGAAAAAGAAGGACCUUGUUGAUUUGCUGAGUGGGAGCUCAAUCUAAUUAUGGUACACUGUGAAGUACAGGGAAGAAACAUUACAAGUUCUACAGUUUAAGAUUUUGUUUACAUUGUGUCUUUGUUGGUAGGUUUAAUGUUUGCCUUUUGAUUUUCUUUCACUCUCCUCAACAUUGAACAGCUUUGAGCCUUCGAACAACGCACCAUGCUUGGCAUUUUUAUCUGCAACAUUAUCUUGUCCUGUCCCAAACUUUAAAAUAUAUCCCUGGAUUAGAUAUAGAAUUUAUUGUUGAA
Sesamum indicum (sesame) is the source of this 1482-nucleotide messenger RNA. It is a transcript of the gene RHON1, whose product is annotated as Rho termination factor. Gene Ontology annotation, biological process: DNA-templated transcription termination. Lineage: Eukaryota; Viridiplantae; Streptophyta; Magnoliopsida; Lamiales; Pedaliaceae. The record is from RefSeq and is a predicted model, not a curated record.